UUGAUGUUUCACACUCAUGAAAGUUGGAGUAAUUAUUGCCUUUUUCUUUCUUUAUUUCUUCUUCUUUUUCUCCCCCUUCUAACCAUGAUAUCCCUUUCUCCUUUUGGAUUCAAGAGCCAUUAUUGAAACGAAACUCUAAAGGGGACAAGACCAAGAUCUCUCUGUGGUUACUUUUUCUUUCUCUGGGGGGAAACUAACAUGCCUGGACUACUACUUUCCAACUGGCUUUCAAUAAAGCUCAACUUAAAAUGGCUUAUGCUUCUUCUCCUGUUAUUAAGAACCAGUUCUCAAAUAGAAGAUCCUGAUAUAGAAGCAAUUAUAGCUCUGUCUGGUUUGCUGAGGUCACUGAAUGAUUCCAAUGGUAGAAUAACAGAUUGGAACAUCAAUCUUGUGAGCCCAUGUUUCAGUUGGUCUCAUGUGACUUGCCUAGGUGGAAAGGUUGUAUCCUUGAGCUUGCCUUCAAUUGGAUUUACAGGAACCCUUUCACCAGAAAUUACUAGACUCAAAUCUUUAGUUUCCUUAGACCUUCAGAACAACAGUUUGAGAGGUGGUUUACCUGAUUACAUUGCCAACUUAACUAAACUAAAGACUCUGAAUCUUGCCAACAAUGGUUUCAGUGGCUCUAUACCUGUGACAUGGGCUCAGCUUUCAAGUUUAGAACAUUUGGACCUUUCAUCUAAUGACUUGAUAGGAAGCAUCCCCACGCAACUCUAUUCCAUUCCCACUUUCAAUUUUACAGGAACACAUCUUUCUUGUGGCUCUAGCUUGGAGCAACCUUGUGUUUCAAGCGAUCAUCCUCAAGUUUCAACCAACAAGGGACAAAUUGGAGCUAUUCUGACUUCUGCAAGUUGUGCUUCUUUUGUACUUUUUUCCAUUGGAGCUUUCUUUGCAUAUCGAUACCAUCUUCGCCAGAGCAAACUCAAAGAAGAUGUGUUCGUUGAUGUAGCUGGUGAAGAUGACUGCAAAAUCUCCUUAGGCCAGUUGAGAAGGUUUUCUUUGCGCGAAAUUCAGCUCGCUACAGACAACUUCAGCGAGAGCAACAUGAUUGGACAAGGAGGCUUUGGAAAAGUGUAUAGAGGUCUCCUGCUAGACAACACUAAGGUUGCAGUGAAACGCCUUGCGGAUUGUUAUAGUCCUGGUGGUGAGGCUGCAUUCCUCAGAGAAGUUGAGCUCAUUAGUGUGGCAUGCCACCGAAAUCUAUUGCAUUUGAUCGGGUUUUGUACAACCUCAACUGAGAGAAUCCUUGUUUACCCUUUUAUGCAAAAUCUCAGUGUUGCAUACCGCUUGAGAGAUUUGAAACCGGGUGAGAAAGGCUUGGACUGGCCAACAAGGAAGCGUAUUGCUUUUAGUACAGCCAAUGGUUUGGAAUAUCUGCACGAGCAUUGUAAUCCAAAGAUUAUACAUCGAGACUUAAAGGCUGCAAACAUCUUGCUUGAUGAUGAUUUUGAAGCUGUUCUUGGAGACUUUGGUCUGGCUAAGUUGGUUGAUAUAAGGAUGACUCAUGCUACCACUCAGGUCCGAGGCACAAUGGGUCAUAUUGCUCCAGAAUAUCUAUCCACUGGAAAAUCAUCAGAGAAGACAGAUGUUUUUGGUUAUGGGAUAACACUUCUCGAGCUUGUCACUGGCCAGCGCGCUAUAGAUUUCUCACGGCUUGAAGAGGAGGAGGAUGUUCUUCUUCUUGACCAUAUCAAGAAGUUGCAAAGAGAGAAUAGGCUGCAUGAUAUAGUGGAUGGAAACUUGAAAAGUUAUGACUUAAAAGAAGUUGAGACAAUCAUUCAGGUGGCUUUGCUCUGCACCCAGACAUCGCCGGAGGAGCGUCCAACAAUGGCUAAAGUUGUGACAAUGAUGAAGGGAGUAGGUCUGGCUGAGAAAUGGGCUGAGUGGGAGCAGCUUGAACAUAUAAGAAAUCAAGAAUUCCCACUUCAUCCUCACCAAUUUCCUUGGUUGGAUGAAACCACACAUGACCAAGAGGCUAUCCAGUUGUCCAAAGCAAGAUAGGCUUUUCAUCAUAUGUAAAUUUAUAGAAAGGGAAAAAAAAAACUAAUUAUAUGGGAUAGGGAAACCGAAGGGAAGGAAAACUAUAUGAAAUGAGAAAGAAAGGAAACUUUCAAGUCUGUAAUCUGCAUAUUUAAGUCUUACAGCCUUGUUAUUAUACACGCAGCUAAUUGUUGCUCUAGUCUAGUAAAUGUGUUUGCUUAUGGUUCUUGUU
Molecule: messenger RNA, 2209 nt
Organism: Humulus lupulus (European hop)
Lineage: Eukaryota; Viridiplantae; Streptophyta; Magnoliopsida; Rosales; Cannabaceae
Product: probable LRR receptor-like serine/threonine-protein kinase At5g63710
Exons: 11
Coding region: 199-1998 (599 amino acids)
Biological process (GO): protein phosphorylation
Molecular function (GO): protein kinase activity; protein binding; ATP binding
Source: RefSeq, a predicted model, not a curated record